AUGACAUGGAAUAUACGGGGCCUCAAUGAUCCUAUCAAAAGCAAAGAGAUUCGUAGGAUUAUUGAUGAUCAAAAGCUUGCUAUUUUUGGUAUUCUUGAAACCAAGGUGAAAGAGCGCAAUGUGGAUCGCAUUAAGUGUCUUUGUAUGGACAUCAACUGGCAUUUGGUUCACAAUUCUAAUAAUAGGACCGGCAGAAUUUGGGUUGCUUGGAACAAGGAUGUGGCUGAUGUUAAGAUGAUUUACAAUUCUGAUCAGGUUAUUAUGAUUGAUGUCAAAAGCAAGGUUGAUGAUAAUCUGUUUCGGUUAACUAUUGUCUAUGGUUGUAAUUCGGGAUCUGAUAGGAGGAGAUUGUGGAGUUGUUUGAAAGCUAAGAUUGAUGAUGGGGACCCCUGGGCUGUUAUGGGGGACUUCAAUGUUACUAGAUUUGAGAAUGAGAGGAGUCCUAAAUCUGAUAUCACUCAAGACAUGAUUGACUUUAAUGAGUGCAUUCGUGACAUUGGGUGUGUUGAACCGACUAACUUUGGCAAUAUGUUCACUUGGUCUUCAAUGAGGGGUGAUGAGCAAAUCAGAAGGAGCAGGAUUGACAGGGGUCUUAUUAAUUCGACUUGGACUGCUAAGUACCCUAGAAGUCAUAUACAUAUUCUUAACCCGGGAAUCUCUGAUCAUUGUCCUAUUAAGCUUUAUUGGGAAAAGGAUAAGAAAGUGAAACGACCGUUCAAAUUCUUUAAUUUCUGGAUGGAAAAUGAUAAGUUUAAGGACAUCCUCAUUGAGGUGUGGAACACUCAAAUGAAUGGCUCCAUGAUGUUUCGCGUGUCGGAAAAGUUGAGGCUCCUCAAGAAUCAACUUACUAAGUUUGAUCGGAAGAAGUUCAGAAAUAUAUCAAAAAGGGUCAUGGAAGCAAGAGUUGAUCUUGAGAAGAUUCAAUCUCGAUUUCUUUGUGAUGAUAUUGAUGAUACUCUGCGGGAUCAUGAAAAGACUGCCAUUGCCACUUUUAGAGAGCUUAGUUCUAUGAAGGAGAGUUUUGCGAGGCAAAAGUCGAGACAGAAUUGGAUUUCUCUUGGUGAUAGGAAUACGACUUUUUUCUACCGGAAAUGUUCUUCUAGAAACCUUCGGAAUAAUGUUCAAAGGCUCAAAAAUGACAAGGGUGAUUUUGUGCACGGACAGGACCAAAUUCAUGACUUGGUUGUUCAGUUUUAUCGUGGUCUCAUGGGUAGUAAAACCAGGCAGCAACACGGUCAGCUUAACGUACUCUAUCAGAUUGUUGACAAGAGAAUUACAGCUGAGGAUAGUCGUGAUCUUGUUAGAGUUAUUUCAAGAGAUGAGGUUAGAAAGGCGAUGGCUAGUAUCAAUGGUAAUAAGAGCCCCGAACCUGACGGUUUUAAUGCGGAAUUCUUUAAGGCUAAUUGGGAUAUUGUAGGUGUUAUUCCUAAGAUUGUAAGUCUAGGGCAAUCUGCUUUUAUACCCGGUAGGUCUAUUUCGCAUAACAUUCUUAUUAUGCAGAAUCUUUUAAAGGGUUAUGGGAAAAGGAAGAUCUCACCUCGGGUCGCGUUUAAAAUCGACAUCCGCAAGGCUUUUGAUUUCGUUAAAUGGGGAACUAUACAUGAUUUUCUUGUCGUUGCUGGUUUUCCUAGAAUCUUUAUUGAAUGGAUUAUGCAAUGCGUCUCUACCUCCCGGUUUGUAGUUUGUGUCAAUGGUGUUCACGGGGGCUAUUUUAAGGGCGAAAAUGGUGUGAGACAGGGCGAUCCUCUCUCUUCUUACAUCUUUGUAUUGAUCAUGGAGAUCAUUGAGAGUGUCUUAACGAUAUUCCGAAAGAAUUGCCAUUACACUUUCCACCCUUUCUGCGAAGAGGAGAAGAUCACUCAUUUAUGUUUCGCAGACGACUUGUUCUUACUUGCUCAUGUUGAUGUUGAAACCAUUAAUACUAUAAAAGAUGCACUUAACUUCUUUUCUGAUGUUACAGGUUUAACAAUUAAUGUUGAUAAAAGUUUAGCGUUUUAUGGUGGUGUUGGUGAUGAGACAAAGGCUAGGAUACAAGACAUUAUAGGCAUCCCCGAGGGUUCGUUUCCGCCGUUGAUUACUAAAGAGGAAUUUCGAGGUUUGAGAAUAAGAAGGGAUUGUGCGGCUGCCACGUUUGGUGACAUUGAUGCUGGACGUUGGGUCUCAAUUAUAAGACGAGUUUCGGAAGGAAGACGAGUAUUAGACUAUUUGAGCGGAAUUCGUCUAAGCGAUAGGGUUGAUGUUCAUUCUUGGGCUGCCGAGGAAGAAGGUAAAUUGAAGUCGAGAAUGGUUUGGAAUGUAAUUAGAGAAAAAGGACAAAACGUCGAUUGGGCUGCUCUUGUUUGGUCUUCAAAGGUCAUUCUGAGGCAUCGUUUCAUCCUUUGGUUGGCUUUACGUGGUAGGCUUAACACCCGGGAUCGGAUUCUUGCCUACAUGGACAUUCCGGAUGCUAAUUGUUUGCUUUGUGAUGGGAAUACGGAGUCUAUUAGCCACUUGUUUGGGAGCUGCCCGUUUGUUAAGUCUCUUUGGAAUAAGUUCACGUUGGCUUUGGGCUUUGUUCAUUUACCGGGUUCAUGGGAUGAGAUCAUUGUUGUUGCCCGCAUCAAGGCUAAAGGUAAUAGAUUUUCAGCCAAUGUCUUCAAAUGUGAUUUUGCUGCCAUUGUUUAUCAUGUAUGGGCCGAGAGAAACGCAAGAGUAUUUGGGAGAGUUCGUCGCGACGUUGAGCAUGUAUGGAGAGAUAUCGUGUUUGAUUGCGGUGCGCUAAUCGAUACGUGGAGGCGGGUUCCCAAAGGUGAGCGUGAAUGGACCCUUUGUAGGGAGUGGAAAAUCGAUUAUGACAAAGUUACAUCUUUUAAUUUUUCGAAAGCUAGUUAG
Molecule: messenger RNA, 2871 nt
Organism: Impatiens glandulifera
Lineage: Eukaryota; Viridiplantae; Streptophyta; Magnoliopsida; Ericales; Balsaminaceae
Exons: 3
Coding region: 1-2871 (956 amino acids)
Molecular function (GO): catalytic activity
Source: RefSeq, a predicted model, not a curated record